AGGUAACCUCUAACCAACAUUCUGCUUCAUGUCCUGCAUCUCCUGGAGCUUUUAACACUCAGCUGUUCAUCCUGCGUUUUCCCUCCUUGCUGCUCAACUUUCACGUGUUUAUUUUUGAGCAGUCAGGAUUCAACCUUCACUCCUUGAGGCAGAUGUUGCACAGGGUGUGAAUUUAAAUCUGAAACUGUGGCAGGAAAGUGAGUUUUCAUCUGAUGUGUUGAAGCUUGGUAGCUUAAAUAGAGGGAAGUUUCCAGCUGCAACAUCAGGACCAUGUCCAGUUCUGCGUCUCUGGAGACGGUGAUGUCCUGCGGUAGGACUGGGUCCUCUGGGACGUCAAAGACUCUGGCCUUCUCAAUCGACCGGAUCAUGUCCAAGAGCUCGGAGCCGAAAAGCGGCGUUGAGGAGCGCGCAGAGGGGAAGAAGUUCCUCGGACUCUGCUCACCGAUCCCCUGCAUGAUACCGCUGCAGCCGUUCAGCUACGACUUCCAGGCCAAGGCGAUAAUGAGCUACUCGGAGCUGUGGAGAGCCAGCUUUAGAGGAACCUUCUGUGGAUCAGCCGCUCCCUGCAAGGGGAGCUGCGUGGUGUGCGCCAGCGCGGAUUCUCCGCUGAAACAGCCGGUGCCAACCCCCGGGAGUAGGUUGGUGAAACCGCAGGUUAUUCACCAGGCCGUGGCCGUGCCCAGCGUGGGUUCACUUUACUAUCUGAAUUACCUGGAUUCUGCAUACCAGCAGUCAGACCUGCUGGCCGGAAACUGGUUUUCUACGCCACAGGCUUCCCUGUCAGCGCACCACAAACUCAUGCUGCUGGAGAACGCCAAACUGGCCGGUGGAGCUGAAAAGCUUCCCACUCCUCAGUUCCCACAUAAGGAACAUCUUCCGGGACAGCUGGACCAGUUAGUGAAGGAGAACAAGGCUUUGACUGCAGAGAAAAACGGCGUCAAGACGCACAGCAAACUGAACUCCGGCAGUGGAAGCGCAGACGGGAAACACAAAAACUUCACGUGUGAAGUUUGUGGAAAGAUAUUUAACGCACAUUAUAACCUGACCAGACACAUGCCGGUGCACACCGGGGCCCGGCCCUUUGUGUGCAAAGUGUGCGGCAAGGGCUUCCGACAGGCCAGCACGCUCUGCAGGCAUAAGAUCAUCCACACGCAGGAGAAGCCUCAUAAAUGCAACCAGUGCGGCAAGGCGUUCAACAGGAGCUCCACGCUAAACACGCACGUCAGGAUCCACGCUGGGUACAAGCCAUUUGUGUGUGAAUUCUGUGGAAAAGGUUUCCAUCAGAAAGGGAACUACAAGAACCAUAAGUUGACGCAUAGUGGAGAGAAGCAGUACAAGUGCUCCAUCUGUAACAAGGCCUUCCACCAGAUCUACAACUUGACAUUUCACAUGCACACGCACAAUGACAAGAAACCGUUCACCUGCGAAACCUGCGGGAAAGGCUUUUGCCGCAACUUUGAUUUGAAGAAACACAUCAGGAAACUACAUGACAGCGGCUUUUCUGCGGUGUCUGAGGCCUUGAGGGAGCCGCAGAGCUGAGAUCUGCUGCUCCAUCAUCAGGAUGAUGAUGAUGAUGCUGCUUUGAUCACCAUGCUUAGACUGAACUCACAUGUAGUGAAUAUAGGAGCCCAUAUUGGUAAUAAAACAGCAGGGAUGAAUGAACCGAAGUUCCUUCUGAAAGGAGCUUUAUUAGGA
Molecule: messenger RNA, 1695 nt
Organism: Cyprinodon variegatus (sheepshead minnow)
Lineage: Eukaryota; Metazoa; Chordata; Actinopteri; Cyprinodontiformes; Cyprinodontidae
Gene: fezf2
Product: FEZ family zinc finger 2
Exons: 4
Coding region: 271-1539 (422 amino acids)
Biological process (GO): regulation of transcription by RNA polymerase II
Cellular component (GO): nucleus
Molecular function (GO): DNA-binding transcription activator activity, RNA polymerase II-specific; RNA polymerase II cis-regulatory region sequence-specific DNA binding
Source: RefSeq, a predicted model, not a curated record